GGCGAGGUUUAGGUUUGGGGGACAAGUCCAGGAAGCUGCACCAACUGAUAAGGCAGAAAACAUAUGUAGUUUUUGGAUUAUUUCUCUCUUAGGGUUAAGUUUAGAAUUUAAAAUACUGCUUCAAUUCGGCGUGUCAAUAUCUGCCUAUUGGUCCCCAAUAGGACUAUACUGUAUGGUUUGCGGCCGUGCACACCCUAACUCCUGGAUAUGGCGGGUCUCUGUGGUCUAAAGAUCCUGCUGCUCUUGGCUCUAAUCAUCGGUUUGGCCAACUGUGAAGACCCAAAAGAUGUUUCAACCUCCUCACCUCCACCCACCACCACAAAGUCCAGUGUACCUCCAAAACCCAACCAAUCUGUCACCUCCUCACUUCCACUCACCACGGCAGCAGAUGUUUCAACCUCCUCACUUCCACACACCAUCACAAAGUCCACUUUACCUUCAGAAACCAGCCAAUCUGUCACCUCCUCACCUUCACGCACAAUCACAGCAGCUACUGUCAAGCCUACAGGCACCCCAGCACCUGCCCUCAUUCUUUCACGCACCACACCAACCCUCAAAUCAGACUCCAAAGUUCAGGCACUCAGUUCAACUACCAUGCCUGAUGUUUCAUCUUCCACACCUCCACCCACCACCACAAAGUCCAGUGUACCUCCAAAACCCAACCAAUCUGUCACCUCCUCACUUCCACUCACCACGGCAGCAGAUGUUUCAUCCUCCUCACCUCCACCCACCACCACAAAGUCCAGUGUACCUCCAAAACUCAACCAAUCUGUCACCUCCUUACUUCCACUCACCACGGCAGCAGAUGUUUCAACCUCCUCACUUCCACACACCAUCACAAAGUCCACUUUUCCUUCAGUAACCACCCAAUCUGUUAACUCCUUACCUUCACGCACCAUCACAGCAGCUACUGUCAAGCCUACAGGCACCCCAGCACCUGCCCUCAAGCUUUCACCCACCACACCAACCCUCACAUCAGACUCCAAAGUUCAGGCACUCAGUUCAACUACCAUGCCUGCUACUACUCUUGCUGCAAACACCUCACCUGCAUCCUCACCCUCAACCACUGAGAAAUCACUCUCUCCAACCACAAACCAGACCUCAACUCCAAUCACCACUACAGUGUCUACUAACAUCACAGCCACCACAAAUGCCCCUCCAUCUCCGCAUUGUUUUUACACUGUUAUGAGCAUCAAGGGUGGCUUCCAGAUUAACAUUACAAGCUCUACCAAUGGUACCUACACCAUAAACAUUAAAGAGAAGGGCUCACCUGAAAUUGUAAAGAAAUCCAACGUUCAGCACUCCAAUCAAAACACAGCACAUAAUAUCCAAGACCUGAAGCCCUGCACUGAAUAUAAGCUUAAUGUGGCAUUUAUUGAACUGAAUGCGAGCAAAGAAACCCCCUGUAACGACACUGGAAAUGAAAUCACAAAGACAAUUGGAAUGCGUAAAGAUGACAUUGAAGAAGUCAACUGCACCCCUGGAUCCGUUUGUUACCGUAGUGAUUGGAACAUCAGCUCUUCACUGUCAACAUCAAAUCACAUUCAAGCUGAGCCAUGCAAAAGUGACAAUAAAAUAUUGUGUAUCAUACCUCGUUAUGAUGACAUCUGCUCAGAUUUGACCAUAACCUUCACUUCAGGAAAAUGUUCAAACUCCUUUAGCCUCAACAAAAGCAUCCCUGUUGAUUUCUUAAAUUCAAGGUAUAUAAAUCAUACUGAUUCCACUAGACUUCCUGCAGAAAUAGAAACAACAUUUCCUCAAAACUGUCAUGAUCUCACCGCCGAUUACACCUGUUGGGAAAGUGGAAAACUCAGUGAGCUCAAGAAAUUGCCUGAGUUGGAGCCCUUCACAAACUACAGGUGUAUUGGUCAGAUCCAGGAUGUCAACAAUGUCACCAUAAAAAACACAACUGAGUUCAGCUUCCAGGUUGACUGUGAUCUUACAAUUAACCCAAUGCUGAAUGCAACCAAUACCUCCAUUGUGUUGAGUUGGACCACGACCAGUAACAACUGUCAAGAUGUCCAUCUUCAGAAGCUUUCUUAUGGCUGCAGCUGUGUCCCUACUCCCAAACAGAAACCCACAAUGAAGAAACAUACACCAGGAAGAACAUGUAAUUUUACUGGACUGACACCAUACACCGACUAUACCUGUGAAGUCCAACCCGCCUACAACAACAGUGAUGUUGGCCAACCAGCUAAAAAGAAACAGAAAACUGAAAUUGGAAAGCCAGAACAUGUGACCAAUUUGGUGGUGACUGUCCCAGAGCAUAAUGUGAUUAAAGUAACAUGUAAUAAACCAAACACUUUAAAUGGACCUGCAGUGGAAUACAUUGCAUGUCUUAAUGAUUGCAGUGGAACUCUGAAGGAGAGAAAUGAAAAUUGCAAUUUUGAAUUCAGAGAUCUUAGCUACUCUACGACCUACACAUUGAAGGUGACUGCUGUCAACAGUGAAUUUGAGAGCAACCCCGAGACAAAACAAGUGGACACUCGCUAUAAUGACAAAGCUGUCAUUGGGUUUCUGGUCUUCCUCAUCAUCCUCACAUCUGUUGCUCUGCUUUUGGUCCUCUACAAGAUUUACAUCCUGAAGCGCAGAAAUUCCCAUGACAUGAGUGAAAACUUGAUGCUUAUUUCGACAGCAAAUGAUGAGGAAAACUUGAUGCCUGUCGAACCAAUUGCAGGAGAGUUCCUGCUCGAAGCUUACAAGAGGAAGCUCGCUGAUGAAGGAAGACUUUUUCUGGCUGAGUUUCAGAGCAUCCCCAGAAUUUUCUCGAGGUACACAGUGAAAGAGGCCAAAAAGUCCUGCAAUGUCCCAAAGAACCGCUACGUGGACAUCCUGCCAUAUGAUUAUAACCGUGUCCAGCUGACCACCGGAAAUGGAGAGGCAGGAUGUGACUACAUCAAUGCCAGUUUCAUUGAUGGGUACAAGGAAUCCAAAAAGUACAUUGCAGCUCAAGGGCCAAAGGAGGAGACCGUGGGUGACUUCUGGAGGAUGGUCUGGGAGCAGCAGUCCUCUAUCAUUGUCAUGGUAACACGCUGUGAAGAGGGAAACAGGAUCAAGUGUGCGCAGUAUUGGCCGUCUCCAGAACGAGAGACAGAGAUCUAUGAGGAGUUUAUAGUGAAGCUGAGUUCAGAGGACCACUGUCCAGAUUACACCAUCCGCCAUCUCAGCCUAACUAAUAAGAGGGAGAAGAACUCAGAGCGGGAGGUGACCCACAUUCAGUUCAUGAGUUGGCCAGACCACGGCGUCCCAGGGGAGCCACAUCUCCUCCUGAAACUGAGGCGGCGUGUCAAUGCUUUCAAGAAUUUCUUCAGUGGCCCCAUCGUCGUUCAUUGCAGCGCGGGAGUUGGCAGGACAGGCACCUACAUUGGCAUCGACGCCAUGAUGGAGGGUCUGGAGGCAGAGGGCAGAGUGGACAUCUACGGUUACGUAGUCAAACUUCGCAGACACAGAUGUCUAAUGGUUCAAGUAGAGGCCCAGUACAUCCUGAUUCAUCAGGCACUGCUGGAACACAAUCAGUUUGGAGAGACUGAGAUCACUCUGUCUGAGCUCCACAGCACACUGAGCACUCUUAAACAGAAGAACUCAGCCAGUGAACCCACCUUAAUGGAAGACGAGUUUGAGAGACUCCCCACCUAUAAAAACUGGAGGACAUCCAACACAGGGAUUACAGAAGAAAACAAGAAGAAGAAUCGCUCUUCAUCUGUCAUCCCAUAUGACUACAACCGCGUGUUGCUGAAGCUAGAUGAGGGACAUAGUCGUGAUAGUGACCCUGAUGAAGAUGAUGAGGAAGACUCCUCUGAUGAGGAGGAUGAGGAGUCCACUAAGUACAUCAAUGCCUCUCACUUAGAUGGUUACUGGGGCCCACGCACCUUCAUUGCAGCACAGACUCCGCUGCCAGACACCAUGGCUGACUUCUGGGCGAUGGUUUACCAGAAGAAAGCAUCUACUAUUGUCAUGCUCUCAGAUUGCACUGAGGGAGAUACGGAGCCUGACUGUGUCUACUGGGAUAAAGACAAGAAAACAUUUGGGGACAUUGAGGUGGAGGUGGAAAGCACAGAGAACUCCCCGACUUUCAUCACCCGCAACAUACUUAUCCGCCAUGUCAAGAGGAAAGAGAGUCGGCCGGUGAAACACUUCCAGUUCCUGAAGUGGAUGAACAGAGAGGUGCCGGAGAAACCUCAAGAUCUCACGGACAUGAUCAAGGACAUCAAGCGCAGCUAUGGCAGCAGCAAUUCACAAAGGAGUGUGCCAAUCGUGGUCCACUGCAAUGAUGGCUCGUCCCGUUCAGGGAUUUUCUGUGCUCUAUGGACCGUGCUGGACAGCGCUGAGACUGAGAAGCUGGUGGAUGUUUUCCAAGUGACCAAAACCCUACGCAAAGAGAGACAGGGCAUGAUCCUCAGCAAGGAACAGUACCAGUUCCUGUAUGACGCACUGGAGGGGGUCUACCCUGUUCAGAACGGGGAAGUGAAAGCAGUACAGGCCUCUGCAGCCGACUCCAUCCAAAUUGUCAAUGAAACCACAGAAGCAGAGCAGCUGGCCAGCACUACCAGCAAUGACCAGCAGGGGGAAGCGGAGAGUGCUCCUCUUGUGGCUGAUGAAGGGAAGGAAGACAAAAAAGAGGAGCCUGAAGAAGUUUCCAAUGCGCCAACAGAGACAACACCUCUGGAAGACACCAGCAAUGGUCCCACUGUCACUGUGGAGGUCUGAAAGGGGUGGCAGCAGGGGCAGGACGGUGCCUUUUACUUUUACUUUACCCAGCUGAAUGCUUUCUUUUAAUUAUACUUUAUGAAUGUAUAAACAUUGUAAAGCUUGGUAUUGGUUGAGAUUUAUUAAAGAAUUUGAUCAAAUGUUUUACUGUCAAUUUCCAAAAAUAUGCGUUAACUAAGUUAUAAAUACUUUAGUAGAAAAAGGAUGAAAAUAUUAAUUUCUAUGAACAAAGUUUACCAUAAAUGCUGUUAUCAAACUCUGGGCCUUUACUGUAUAGUUAAGAUACAAGAACAAAAUUUUGAAUAUACAGUAAAUAAGUUGUUGUUUUGUACCCCUUUACUAUUUGAGUUAGUUUAUGUACUGUUGUUCUUGCUAAAUAAAUGGAUGCUAUAGUCUAGAUCUAUAUAUAUCUGGUAUAGCUGAAUAAGUCGUUAAGUUCAAAAUUUGUUGUGACACUGUAACCUUUAAUUAAAAGAGACGUACAAAGAG
This is a messenger RNA of Micropterus dolomieu (smallmouth bass), 5196 nucleotides long. RefSeq names its product protein tyrosine phosphatase receptor type C (gene ptprc). Bases 208 to 4707 code for a protein of 1499 amino acids. The record is from RefSeq and is a predicted model, not a curated record. Gene Ontology annotation, molecular function: protein tyrosine phosphatase activity; protein binding. NCBI's taxonomy places the organism in Eukaryota, Metazoa, Chordata, Actinopteri, Centrarchiformes, Centrarchidae. Gene Ontology annotation, biological process: protein dephosphorylation; positive regulation of peptidyl-tyrosine phosphorylation; negative regulation of protein kinase activity. The transcript is spliced from 35 exons.